CAGCAUUUGAUAUGUGUGACAAGUAGCAGAUAUUGACCAACGAGUCGGAGGAAGAUGGAAGCAAGGUUGUUCAGAAAGAACUCUCGAGAGAAAGUGAACCACUUGAGGUUGCGAACAAACGCUUUUUUUGGCAACGAGAGCAAGGAACUACGAGAUGAGGUAGAGAGGUAUGGCAUGCAGCUACUCUUCGGAUAUAAUAAACGACGCUUUUCCUCGUACAAUGAUUAAAACCAAAUUGUAUGCAAACAGGAGAGAUUUAUCGACCCUAGUUCUUGAAAGGGUCGGAGAUAUUUUAGAGAGAGAAAAUUUCGUCUAUCUUUUAUAUGCUAGAUGUUAGUUGAUGUUGAUCUUGAUUUCAUUUGGGUUUCUAGCUCUAGGAAGGCAGUGAAGGCGUUUUUUUUUAGCUGUUUGUUGAUCAUCUCAUCUAUGAAUGUAUACGCGUAAAUGGAUUCUGGGAUUGAAAAUCUCCUCCCAGUCUGAUGCGGUAGUCUAGGUACAACAAGAUUUACUGUGUCGACUAGGAGUUGUAGUGUUUCUCCGAAGAUUGUCCUUUCUUUGCUUUACAUCAGUUGUAGAUGAUGAACUACUAGUGUCACAUCACGAGAAGUCUGAAAAAGAUUAAGAGUACUAAUUUUCCAAGCAUUUUACGUUUCAAUUAUUCGCAAUAUGUAUAGAUGUCUGAUCGUCAUCUUAAUCUUUGAUCGAUCGAUUGGUAGUGGUAUUUAUGCCACCGAACAAAGUUACUUCGAAUGGUAUUUUUCCGUUUAAGCAUAUUGAACAAAAGAACACCAUAGUUUUUGUUCGGUCGUUUAUACGACCAUCUUGAACUUCUGAAUCAAUUGGAGUCGUCAGAAAGUAACAGAUUCGUUUGGAUUAGCAAUUAAGAUUUGGGAAAUUGAAUAAUGUCGGAAAAGAUGUGGAACAGGUGCAUGUUGUAUUUACUCUCUAGGUGGUGACUGGAGUUGUUUUUUUCCGUUCGCGCUGGCCGGUCUGUUCUGCUGUCGUCCGGUUACCUCCUUCAAGUGUGACGGUACGGCUGUCUCGCUGCGUAAUCAUUGAUUCGCUGAUUGACUGAACGAAUUUCUAUCUCAAUCGUUUUCCGGCGCCUUGUCGCUCUGACUAGCAGAAGAUCCUUCGUGCCUGGUAAUAUCCGUUCGGCGUCCGACUCCGAGCCGACAAGCGCAACGAUCAUGACGGGUACUAAUUCGAUGCGUACUAGAGGCGGGGAGCCUCGCAGCAUCAGCCCGUCCAACAUGCUGGUGGCACUCGUUGUCGGGACGCUGCCAAUGCAGGUUACAGCUAACUGGUUGCUAUCCUGCUCAUCAUGCGUCGACCAAACCUACUUCGCUGACGAGAAACUGAAGGCAGAUGUUACCCCAGCAAAUACGGAAAAUCUGCUUGAGCAGAUCAAGCGGGUGCAGGUACUUUGUCCUUGUUCAUUUGUUCUAUUUUUUAGCCACACUAGUUUUUGUGCUAGUGCUAUCAAAAAAGAUCUUGGAUAAUGGAUAUGGAUUCCUCGGAUUGUUGCAACACGACUUCUAAUUCGGUCCCAUGGUAAAGCGUCGCUCCGGGAAUUGUUUCAUCUGAAAAAUUUACUUCAGGUCCAAAGCUAUGUCCAUAAAGAAGAGGAAUUCUUUAAUAAGUUCUUCAACCGCACGCAACUUGGUAUUUUAGCGCAGGACUUGCGACAAAUCAUGCCUGAAGCAGUUGCACUCGUACCAGAGCGUCGCUGGACAAACAAAGAGGGAGCGUCCAUGGUCAACAAAGAAGUGCUCAUGAUUCGCGAUGCUCAUCUGUAACCUUUUGUUGAUUUGAUUUGAUGUAUCCUUCUUCUACCGGUCCUCACUGUGUGUUUGAAAGACUCCUCAUCUUCUUCUCACUUUUCAUCUUGUUCUUCUCCUUUAAACAUUAUUCGAUAGACCUUUAAUGUCCUCCUUGUUUGGAUUUUCAGGCUCUUUUCCGCCGUUGGCGCUCUGAAUCACUUGGCGCACGAUUUUGAUAUGACCGAGAAUGUGGUGGAAGAGCACGGUCGCUCGCUCGGUUUUGUCAAGGAAGAACAGGAAUUGAACAAAAGAAAGCGCGAAGAUAUAAUGGAGCAAUUGCUCAGGACUAUCGCGACGACAGAGGUACUUACGUUUAUUGUGAUGUCCAUCUCCUCGUGACUAGUACGUCUACUUGUAGAACUUCUACAUAAUUCUUGUGAUAUUACUUUUGUCGUGAACGGAUCAUGUACUAGUUUCACAAAAUGAACAAAAUUAUUCAAAAAUCGCACUACAAGUUUAUACUCCACCACGAGCAUCUCAGGUACUUGCGAAAGCACUGCAGACAACUGAGAUCCGCUUUUCCGAGUUAGAGACUCAGUUCGCUUUGCUGCGAGAGGAUAGCAAAAGCAACACCGCUAGCGUCAAGGCACGAAUCGCAGACGUGGAAGAAUCCAUUACCAACAUGAAAAAAGUGCUGGAAAAGGAAGCACACGCUGACUUGGUCGAAAAACGCAAGAAGUCGGAAGUCGAUCUCGAGAAAACUAAGGUAAGCUUUUGGUUGUCAUAAACCAAUGAAUCGGCGAGGAGUACCAAAGCAACACCAGAGCUUAAAUAAUGAUUUUUCUCAACAUCUACCUUUCGCAAUUUGUUCAAGCAAUGAUGGAAUCGAAAUCUUGCAUAUCGCCCUAUGAAAUCCAGGUUUUGAAGGAGAUCGAGGAGCUUCGCUAUUCCGAAGAGCAAAAGACCAUCAAGUUGAAAGCGAAGGAGAAGAAAGAGGCAGAGGAAGCGAUCAUUGCUAUGCACAAGGAAAAAAUCAAGUACGAACAGGAGAAAAAACUUGACGGCGACCUGCAGACUAUCAAGGCACAGGAGUUGUCAAAUCUGCGACAGUUGUCCGAAAAGGCAAAACACGAAAAGGAAAUCAAAGCCAUGGAAGUGGAACAGGAGAAAUUCAGAGCACAAAAAGAACUAGAACAAGCGGUCGAGAAAGCAAGUAAUUUUUUUGGCAUAUCUGCCUGGUAGUCGUGCUACUUACCCCAAAAUAGUUAUAGCUCAAGUUUUCACUUGAACUUGUGAAUUUGAUGCUGAUCAUGGCAGACGUAGACGUAGUACUAGUACUUAUUUGUUUAGUUGAUCUUCAUCGCACACUCUUCUAGGUUGUAAUUGUAAAGCUAUUUUAAACCGCGCAAUUGAACAAGUUCGUACUAAGUAUCUUACGUCCUCCACUGUCAGAAAUCGAGCAAGAGGCGAAAAUCAAGGAAAUCCGAGAAAACGAGGACGUGCACGCACGCGAGCAGAAAAUGAAGCUUGAGGGGCAGAAGCAACAAGUGAUCGUCGCAAUCCAGGCAACCGCAAGGAUCGUGUAUUCAACUUCCGUUUUUUGAUGUGCUCUCGUAUCUAUAAUAUUUGAGUCUUCUAGUAGUUGUAAGCAGGUUGUCUCUGAACAACAUGAGCAUGAUGAUGAUGUUUUAUCAGAAAUUUCAAUCUCGAUGUCGUCGAUCUCGAUCUCGCAUCGAUCUACCGACUUAAGCACAUUCAAAAGAACAUCAUGAUGAUGAACUCCUGGCACCAUCAACCCCGUUCAACAUGAUCAGCACCUCUUGGCUGCAAGCCUUGUAUGGAUCCUCGCAGAAUAUCAUGUAUGCGAUCGGAUCCUUCCUCUGCGUGGUCAUCGGCAUCUACUUUACCAGAGAAAUGGCGACGCUGGUGCGAGAGCAGUUGAAUAAGCGCCUCGGACGUCCCAGCUUGGUCCGAAUGACCAGCAAGAAGACGCGAUUGGGCGAAUUCUGGAGACUGCUGAAGCACACGCUUACGUGCUGUCUCUGCCGUAAGCGCGCUGGGCACGAGUUUGACGAUGUGGUUCUGCAUAAGACACUGGAGGAUCAAAUAUUCCGUCUUGCGAAUGCAACGAAGAACGCCAAAGCUCGAGGCAUGCCACUGCUGCACAUCAUGUUCUACGGACCACCAGGAACGGGAAAGACGAUGUGCGCCCAACGUUUCGCAGAAUAUUCGGGAUUGGAGUACUCAUAGGACCGAUUUAGAGUUAUACAACUUAUCACUGUUCAUCUCGUUUUCAUUCAUCUUGCAUCAUCUUUUGCGCAAGCAGAAGCAAUUAAUAGAAAGAAUGUGAGUCCAUGUAAAUUUCAUCAGCUUCCAUUCCCAACCCUCGUUCAUCUUCAUCAAACACUCAUCAAGAGGAUCAAGAACUCCGAAAAAUGUCAUCUCCAGGUAUGCGUUCAUGUCUGGUGCUGAUGUCGCACCAUUGGAGGAGCAGGCGGUUACGGAGCUCCAUAAGCUGUUUACGUGGGUACACAAGUCGCGCAAGGGUGUCCUUCUCUUCAUCGAUGAAGCUGAUGCUUUCCUGGCUGUCCGUAACAAGUCCAUGUCCGAGAGUCUCCGAAAUGCACUUACAACGAUGCUCUAUCAUACAGGUACCACACGGAUAUGAAUUUGUUCAUCAUGAUAGUGUUCUAAUGUUGGAUGCCGUUUUCUCGCGCACGUCACACGCGGACGAAGGCGAACAGCCGGAAGAAUGUUGUUGUACUCUAUCGACAUCAACAUAUUAGUUCUUGUUGACGUAUUCUAACUCCAACGAACUCACUCUCACACACUGCCCGUCUUUCCCUCUCUCUAUAGUUGACGUAUUCUAACUCCAACGAACUCAUUCUCACACACUGGCCGACGUCUCUCCCUCUUAUAUAUAGGUACUCCCACCAGCCAGUUUCUGAUGGUGUUGGCGACAAACAGGCCUGGUGAUUUGGAUCCAGCCGUGUUGGAUCGUAUCGAUGAAUCAGUGGAAUUUGGUCUACCAGAUUUGGCCGAGCGAGAACGUACUUUUCAUACUAAUUAUUGUUGAUAAAUGUAGUGCUAGUGACAUCAGCGAAUGCGAACGAAAGCAAAAGUAGAUGCUAAAAGGGACUAGAAUAAAAGUAAUCACUGUUUCCAGUUGCCGAGCAUACUCAGCUUUCCAUACCCGCGUGUCGUGUGUCUUAUAAAAAAAAGGAAUUAUGAUCCUCACGCAACAUGAUUAAGAUUAACUUCAUCUUCCACGGCCUCACUCUAAACGACCCACUUCCAGGUAUGGUUUCGCAAUACUUCAAUAUGUAUGUGACGAAGCCGCUGAGAAUCAAACUGAAUAACUCGAACAAGCCCGUGAACAAAGCUUUGAUGUCCCCCAAGAAGGGCCUGGCUAUCAACACUGCUGCAGAGGCAGAGGACGACGUGGACUCAGAGGCCCUGAAAGAAGUUGCGGCUAAGCUCAAGACAUUCUCUGGUCGUGAGAUCGCAAAGCUGUUCACCGGGUUGCAGACGCAUGUACUAAUUUUUCAAACUCUUAUUUUUUAUUUACUUGGACACACAAUACUAGUUCCGAGGACUUCCUUGUCUUAAAAAACAAGUAGACGUACAACUACUACAAGUCUUGAUGUAGCUAUUCAUCAUGGCAAUCAUGUUGAUGUUGAUAUGAUCUACAGAGCAAAUUGUCCGAAACUACCGAAUACGUCACACCAAUCACAGAUUUGUGCGCAUAUGCGUGGUGGUUCAUUACGCACGCGCUCGCUGAAGCUCACAAAGGGAACACUGUUCGAAGUGGUGAAGAACAAGGUGGAAGAGCAUUACCGCACUUUAGACGUCCUGGCAAAGGGUUACGCGUAUGUACACAAGGAGGGCUCGCCUAGUCUCCCGGGAACGCCGCAUCUGCCACGGUCGAACCCUUUGUCGGCAUCAGGUUCACGAAUUGGGGGCAUGCCAGACUGGCAGACUGCUGGCAUCAACAUCAAUAUCAACAAUAGCAACCAGGCGAUGGCGGCCGCUGCGGGUGCGGCGAUCCCGAAUCCAUACGGCGGGACUGUGUUCAACAACGUGAGUCCAACCAACGCGGCGUUUUCGCGCGAAGUCAGCGGCUUCGGGCUGGCGCCAGCAAAGGAAUUGCAGAUCGAAGAGAUGCCGAAUUCGAAAGCAGGAGAUCCAGGAGCAAACAGCAAGAACAAACUAUCCACCUCUUCUUCAGGAGCAAACAAACUAUCUACAGGAGGAGCUGGUGGAUCUUUCAGAGGAGGUUCUUCAACGAAGCGUGGCUCAGCGGGUGGAGGAAGUUUAGAUGGAGAUCGUCCACUUUCUAGCACGUCCGAGGGACCAGAUGGCGGAGCAAGCAGUUCCACGUCGUCAGCAAGUGUAGAGCGCCACGUUAUCAGUUCUCCAAUCUCACCCGAUACCCCGAGUCUGGACUUCAAAGAUGUAAGGAAAAUUUCCCUAGAUUCCUGGUUCGACAGUCCACCAUCAAAAGGCGGUGCCAAUGGCGCUGCUGCUCCUAGUACAACUAGUAAUACUUCUACUGCCAAUGGCGGUACAACAUCAAAAAAUAACGUCGGAGGAACAUCUUCAGCGAAAAGCACUGGGACUGCGGCUGGAGCAAGUAGUUCAUCGGCUUCCGGAGUUGUGCCUCCGUCUGUGGCUGCGAAAGAGGCUGGUUCAAGCAACAAAGCACCUGGCCCCACAUCUUCAGUGCCCCCCUCCGCCUCAGGGAUAAAGCCGCCACCCGCAGGUGUAGCAGGCAACCGCGGGACGGCGGCACCGCCGACGCCUCCACCUGUAGCAGGGGAUGCAUCAAAGGCGCCAGGCAACGGGAAGCUACCCUCCGACGGCGCUGCAUCUUCAACGAGUGGGAGUAAGCCGACUUCUUCAGCGCCAACUGCAGGAGGUGCAGCCGCAUUGCCGGGUGGUACGAGCACCGACAAUAGCAGCAACGCUCCGGGAUCGUCACAGGCACACACAACCAUUGGUGUUAACACCGCAACACUCAAACGCGGAAAGCCUCCCAGCAAGUAAAACUGGAUCGUAAGCGCUCGAACAACUUGAUGUAAAAGAACAAGUAGAAGUACUACCCAGAACAACGAGUAGAAGAACUAGUACUACAUCAAGUAGUAAUUCUGAUUGUAUUUUUCGAACAAGAAGAAAUCAUAAGGGGAAGAGCUUAAAUGUCGACCCUUAUCAUGGGAGAAGAUCCAACACACACGUUUAGGACAUGAUGAUGAAUGAUAAGGUAGUAAGAGACACCAAAAUAACGUCAUGAUUGAAGCGUACAACUAGUAGAACUAAGGUUUUCAUCGUCAUGCGUCGUGUGCUACAAGUUCUUUGCCUCGUUCGGUCCUGUCGUUUCUUGUCCUCGGGGAGCUGUCAAUGUUUGGACUGGACAGGAGCAGCGAAGCUGCUGUACUAUUUUUCUAAGUUCUUUUGAUUUGAUCUUGAAAUUGAACCUUCAAUCAGCAUCCUAAUGCAGUCAUGUUUUUUUGUCUAUUCAUGCUUGCCUCUUCUUUUUUUUCUCGUUAGACACACAAGAGCCGAACAAACUACUGUCAUGGUCUCAGCUUACGCAUGAUUUCAUUUUCAAGUCUCAGCUUUUUUUUAGUUUAAACAAAUGAAUCGAACAACAAAAUCUUGCCGCAACAGCGCGGGGCGUGUGGUGUCAAAAGGAAAUUUCAUAUUUAUAGGCAUCGCAUUUCUAGGUUUUUUAUCUUCUAUCAUGAUCAUAUUGUCUUUGUCCUUGGAUUGAGUAGUCGUUGCAAUUAAGAUUCACUGUCAGAGCAUGGCGAUAGAACCAGCCGUGUCUGCGAAAUGAAAUUGAAACUUCUCAACAUGAUUCCUUCUUUAUUUACAUUUAGUAUAAGAAAAUAUGAUUAUCAUUGUAAUUAGUGCUCGGUGGAAGAUUGAAAUCCUAGUUCUCUUAGUUCUUGUUUUGCAUGUAUAUUACGACGCUCGAUGUUGAUCAGAUCCGAUCUUGGCGGGAGAAGAUGAAUGAAUCUGAUGAAUCAUAAUCAAUGUAGGUAGAUGAAGUAGAGAUAUAGUUACAUCAACUGCUGGACGAGGAUGGUUAUGAGUAAUCACCGGAUGGCCGUUGAGGACGCCAACAUACCCAUGAUAGCGAAAAAAAUGUCCAUCAUUCUUCAAGUCACAAAAAAGAUUGUCGUGGUAGCAGGACUAAGACAACGAUGUGAGAAUCAACUUUCACCUGAGACUUGCAAGAAAUAUCUUACCAAAUAAGUAGAAGACCAAGCUGAGCACGAGUAGUGUCAAAGAAAGAAAUAAUCUACUUGCUAACUGAUCGUGAUGUCAACAUCGCGAAUUUGAACGUCGUCGAUUGCCGUUCAUUGUCUCUUAGUCUUACGUAAAAGAUGGCCAUUCAGCUGCUAUGACUGGUCUGCAUUUUUGAGAGCACGCAGUGCACCACAAGAAUAUGGCCCUGGCGAGUUUGAGUGAAUCUGUGGUUCUGUAAAAGU
Amoebophrya sp. A25 is the source of this 8257-nucleotide messenger RNA. The record is from the annotation of a GenBank genome assembly. Lineage: Eukaryota; Dinophyceae; Syndiniales; Amoebophryaceae.